AUGCGGCGGGAACGACGCAGGCAGUGCGUGCGCACGCUUGCUGGCGCUGGCGGCGGCGGCGGCGGCGGGUGGGGCCCCGCCGGCCGCUAUCUGCCAGGUCGUCGGGGAACAGGAGUGUACGUUGUCUACCUGAGGCGUCGACGACACCUUUCCUCGAAGCCGGUCGGUUUCCCCGGUCACGCGCCACCGCUAUAUGCACUUCCGGGAGCAGCGAAGCUCAACGCCGCACCUGGCUUCCGCCUGACGCACACUGAAACCAUCGUACUGGACGAGUGCCAGGAUGCCGAUUUACACCCAGCCCUGUUUAGAAAACUACUGAGCUCUCCUGAUGUCUGCCAUCAUUCGCUGGUCAGGGGGCCAGCAGUAGUGCGACUGUACCGGAGUUCUGCGUUCCGCUGCCCUGGUACCGCGCCGCCGCCGCUGCUGCCGGACUGGGAGAGAAGGUUGCCCGGCCGCCUGCCAGGUGAUAGUCCUCUCCUUUCUCCAAGUGACGCUGAUUGGCGGCUGUCAGCCGACAGCUGCCAAGCGGCGCAUAUAAAUGCAAAGGCCAGGCCGCCCCACCGCCCCCAGCAGCCCGAUCACGCGCGCUCGCUCGCCCCCGAGUACCAGCCAGGCAGUGCCGCUAUCGCCAACUGGAUCAGGGAGCACUUGGCUUUCACAUCGGCCAGUGCGGAUCAGCUGCGUGCGGCCUUUAUCGACAAAGCGGAUGCAAUUUCGCAGAGUAGGCAAGUGGGUCGCGUCCCGCGUCGUAUCGAGCCGCCAGAGCACGUGAGCCGGCCGGCCGCCCCACCGCUUCCAUAUUUAAACCCGCCGCCGCCGCCGCCGCCGCCUCCGCCGCCGCCGCGGCUGUUUACGCCGACGGCGCGACCCCGGCGCCACCGGAGGCCGGCGUCCGGACGUGGCAGUAAUACCGAGCCGCCGCCGCCGCCGCAGCCUGCCCCGCACGUGUCUGGUGCACAGGCGCUGUGCCGAUUACCAAACAGUCCCGUCUGUUGUGUAUGCGUUGCCGGCUGCUCUCGUGACCGGAAAUGGGAGGCAGCGCGUACCCUCAACGGGUGA
Messenger RNA from Schistocerca nitens (vagrant locust), 1059 nucleotides. Its product is annotated as WAS/WASL-interacting protein family member 3-like. The transcript is spliced from 6 exons. Bases 1 to 1059 code for a protein of 352 amino acids. The record is from RefSeq and is a predicted model, not a curated record. Lineage: Eukaryota; Metazoa; Arthropoda; Insecta; Orthoptera; Acrididae.